Molecule: messenger RNA, 4213 nt
Organism: Pelobates fuscus (common spadefoot toad)
Lineage: Eukaryota; Metazoa; Chordata; Amphibia; Anura; Pelobatidae
Gene: GALC
Product: galactosylceramidase
Exons: 18
Coding region: 30-2012 (660 amino acids)
Biological process (GO): galactosylceramide catabolic process
Cellular component (GO): lysosome
Molecular function (GO): galactosylceramidase activity
Source: RefSeq, a predicted model, not a curated record
UGUCACAUGACAGGUGCGGUUCUCCAGGGAUGGCGGCGUUACUACUGAUCCUGGCUGUGCUUGGUGUCCCGGGGAUCCAGGCUCAGUAUAAUCUCAGUGAUGAGGGCGGACUCGGCAGGGAGUUUGAUGGAAUCGGAGCUGUGAGCGGAGGCGGAGCCACCUCUCGUCUUCUUGUAAAUUACCCUGAACCGUAUAGAUCCCAAAUACUAGACUAUUUAUUUAAGCCAAAUUUUGGUGCUUCUUUGCACAUAUUUAAAGUAGAAAUUGGAGGCGAUGCACAAACAACAGAUGGUACAGAACCCUCUCACAUGCACUAUCCUGAUGACCAAAAUUACUUCAGAGGGUACGAGUGGUGGCUAAUGAAGGAGGCCAAGAAGAGGAAUCCAAAUAUUACCCUAAUAGGGUUGCCGUGGGCAUAUCCUGGCUGGAUUGGUAAUGGCAAAAACUGGCCUUAUGAUAACCCUGACGUAACCGCUUAUUACGUUGUUUCCUGGAUCAUAGGCGCAAAGCAGUAUCACGACUUGGAUAUUGACUACAUUGGGAUCUGGAACGAGCGAGCGUUUGACACCAAAUAUAUAAAGCUAUUACGCUACACGUUGGACAAAUACGGUUUGGAAGGCGUGGGGAUCAUUGCCAGUGAUAACCUCUGGGAGCCCAUCUCUUAUUGGAUGCUGCAUGACUCUGAGCUUCUCAGAGUGGUCGAUGUCAUAGGGGCUCACUAUCCUGGAACCCUUACAGUCAAGUCUGCAAUUGACACAGGGAAGAAACUCUGGGCUUCUGAAGAUUACAGCACUUACAAUGACGAGGUUGGAGGAGGCUGCUGGGCUCGGAUCCUCAAUCAAAAUUACGUUAAUGGCAACAUGACAUCGACCAUCUCAUGGAAUCUUAUUGCCAGUUACUAUGAACAGUUACCCUUUGGCCUGGAAGGUUUAAUGACGGCGAAGGAACCUUGGACUGGAAACUACAUUGUGUCCCCUCCCAUCUGGGUCACUGCUCACACUACCCAAUUCACGCAACCAGGCUGGUACUACCUGCAGACAGUUGGGCAUUUAGGCAAAGGUGGAAGCUAUGUGGCGCUGACCGACAGACGAGGAAACCUCACGCUUAUCAUUGAGACUAUGGCUCAUAACAACUCUAUCUGUAUCCGCCCCCCGCUGCCGCCAUUUAAUGUCUCUCCACAGAAUGCAACAUUCUACCUCGAAGGAUCAUUUCACAACCUGAAAACGCUACAGGUCUGGUAUUCCAAGUUAGAAGUGAAUGCAACCAAGCCAGUUUUAUUUAAACAGCUUUCUCCUUUAAAGGUUUCUAAUGGUGCCUUCACUCUGGAACUUGGUAUUAAUGAAGUUUACACUGUAACAACCCUCUUAACUGGACAAAAAGGAACAUACCCACAGCCCCCUAAGUCCCAACCUUUCCCGCUAAAAUACAAGGAUGACUUCAAUGUCCGUAAUCCACCAUUCAGUGAGGCACCUUACUUUGCUGACCAGUCUGGUGUCUUUGAAUAUUUCACAAACACUUCAGACCCCGGAGAUCAUGUGUUCACUUUUCGACAGGUGCUUACUCAGCGUCCAAUCACGUGGGUAACAGACGCUGACCAAUCAAUCAGCGUGAUUGGAGACUUCAUGUGGUCCAAUGUUACAGUAACCUGCGACAUCUACAUAGAGACACCAGAGACUGGAGGUGUGUUUGUUGCAGCGAGAGUCGAUCAAGGAGGUUCGCCCACCCGUCUUGCCAAGGGGAUCUUUUUCUGGGUGUUUGCAGAUGGAACGUAUAAAGUCACAGGAGAUUUGUGUGGGCAAAUCGUGCUACGUAAGGGUCUGUCAGGAGUUCGUGCAAGGAGAUGGCACACGCUUACACUGAAAGUUGAUGGUUUCUAUGCUUCCGGGUUACUGAAUGGAAAUUUGUUGUGGAAAGACGUCAUCACCAUUGGACCCAUGCAUGGCUGGGCUGCCAUAGGAACGAGCUCCUUUGAAUUUGCCCAGUUUGACAACUUUAUGAUUGAAGCCCAAUAACUAAAAACAAGACACUGAGUGCUAUGUUUUGCUCUCAGUAUGGACAUUCCGGUCAAUGUGAACAGAUCUAACAUGCCAAUGACUAGCUCAGGCCUUUGGCAGCAUUAACAGAAGAGCACGCCUCGUGAUAACAGUAGGAACACUGAAAUCGUCACUUUUCAAACAUCAAGAAACUGAAUCCCAGUCAUCUGUGAUUUGCAUCAUUUAUUUUUAAAGGACAACUGUCACCUCAAAAUGAUUUUUAACAUAUUAAUCUUUUCAUCAAGUGUUGAAAGGAAAUAGGAUUCUUUAACGUAUACUUCAAUUAAAAAAAAAUACUGUCAUUUUAAAGUUAGGAGUUUUGGUUUAGUUUUUUUUCUCAGCCAUAUGUAUUCACUUUUGUUGGGACAGUUUUACAAUACGACCGUUCAUCUCUGUAAUCUUCCCAGCUUCAAUCCCUGCACAGAACAGGGGCAUCAUCAGUCAUUGCUCUGUGCAGUCUAUGCUUUUCGGGCAUUUGCAAGUCUUCCCCUCCUAGUAAAGACAGAGGCAUAGUAAGUAUGUUCCCACAUAUCUUUUUGUACUUUGAAGCUGAUCUUUUUCAGACAUUCCACUUUCAGAACUCCCCAGCAUUUAUCACCUUCUGCAUAACUUACAACUUGAAGCAAAACUCCUAUUCAAUUGUCUAAUGAAGUGGAUUUUGCAGAAAUAGCUGAUAUUAUUUCCCUAGAGAGUAAGAACACCAUGCAGUUUGGAUUUCAUAAGAAUUUAUAUCUGUAUAUACUUGAUGAGAGGAUUAUUAUAUUAAAAAAAUAGUUUUGAGGUGACCAUUGUCCUCUGAAUGUCAAUCGGCUGUAGUUCAUACUUUUUUUUUUUUCUUUCUUGGAGGUGGUGGCUUGUAUAGGAACACUCCAAGCAUCAUAAGCUCUACAGCCUGCUGUAGUGGUUAUGGUGCCUGGAGUGUCCUGGUACUCUGCCAGUGUAAGUAGCAAACUGUUUAAGAAUGAUUUCACAACUUACCUUCGAGUCUUCUGCCAGGUGGUGAAGUGAAGCUAAUAGAACUUCCUUGCUGGACCUUCCAGCACCACAGGUGACCGGGACCAGCAGACCCAGAUUAGGUUGUGAAGCCGUUCUUAACCGGUUUGACUACGUAAACUGGUACGGCGUCACAGCACUCCUGGCACCAUAGCCACUGCAGCAGACUGUAAUGGCUAUGGUGUCUGGAGUGUUCCUUUAAGUUCUCACCUAACUUGAAUUCUUAUACAUAUGUAUGUAUCCAUUGAAAACACAAUAUCCUCUUAUUCUAUGCAAGGUUGGCACAGAAGCUUUUUCAGAUUUAUCCUGAUCUAUGAUUUUUUUUCUCUCUUAGAUGUAAUUUACUUUGCUGGCUAGGACCUGAUCUGAGAACGUGAAAGCCUUGUUGUGUAGCAGUGAGAUAUCUAUCCUACAUCCCUGUUUGUCUCAUUGCUCUCUACAGGGCAUCCAUUUAGAAUUGGUACCUCAGUCACAGCAGAUACAGGGAGUUUUGACAUUUUUUGUGUGUUUGUUAACUGUUCAUUUUCUUUCUUAUUUAUAGCUUUUUAAUCUCAAAUACCUGAAAACUCUUAGGGUAUUAUUUAUAAGAAAAUGAAGGAUCCUAUUCUGUAAUGGAAGUUAUUCCAAGUUACAUUUUAGGGAGAGCUCCUACAUUCAUAUAUCAUUUUGAUUUGUGUUACUCUGUGUUGGUUCUUAGAUGUUAUUCACAGUCACAUGGCACUGUAAACUAUUUAAAGGCACACUAUGGAUAACGUAUAAUCUUUACCUCAAUGAAGUUGCUUUGGUGACAGGAGAUAUUGGGUGCUGUCUUACCUUAACGGUAAAACCCCUUUGUAGUGAAGAUCGCACCCAUCCACUCUGCCCUUCUAUUUCCGGUGAUGGGCUGAGGCUUCAAUGAGGAAGUCUCUGAGUGUGUGCCGCUGAGAGAAUCGGUUAAUGCUCUCAGCAGCUAAAUAGCUCCGCAUUCACAAAGCUGUAUAUCACAGGAACUCCUGCUACCAUAACUUAAUUUUGAUGUAGGGCUUCCAUGUCUUUGAUGUGGAAUAGUCCCCAAAUAGGUUCUAAAGCUCAGAGUGAAAAUGUAGAUUUCUGUUCCUUUAAUACAUCUCCUGGCCUGCAUAGGGAUCAUACAAAAUAUUUGCCAAUAACAGUAGCAGAGAUUGAUUAUAUGAAGAUUUAUUUGAAAA